Camelina sativa (false flax) is the source of this 935-nucleotide messenger RNA. Lineage: Eukaryota; Viridiplantae; Streptophyta; Magnoliopsida; Brassicales; Brassicaceae. The record is from RefSeq and is a predicted model, not a curated record.
ACUUGAUUUGCGGAACAAUAAACUCUCUGGGAGUAUUAAGCAGUUUCUCAAUACCGAGAGCAUAAGUAUUCUUCUGUUGAGGGGAAACAAUUUAACUGGAUCUAUACCAAGGCAACUGUGUGAUUUGAGAGGAAUCAAACUCUUAGAUCUUUCAGAUAACAAGCUCAAUGGUUUCAUACCUUCAUGCCUCUACAAUUUAUCAUUUGGACUGGAUCAACAUGACAUGAGUAUAAAGCUCAUACCUCCAAUUUCUCGUACUCAGAGCUUUCAGUCGGAAUAUUACAAAUCCGCAUUGCUGGUAGAAGAUUUCACGAUUUACUAUGUUACCUUCCAGGAAACUGAAAUCAAAUUUGCAAUGAAGCAAAGGUAUGAUUCCUACACUGGAGAAUCUUGGUUCAGCGAUUCUUAUAGUGGAACAUCUAAUCCCAAGAAUGGAAUACUUGAUUAUUUGUAUGGAUUGGAUCUGUCAAGCAAUGAAUUAAGUGGUGUUAUCCCAACAGAACUUGGAGACCUCUCCAAACUACGAGUGUUGAAUCUCUCUCACAAUCUUUUGUCGAGUUUCAUACCAUCCAGAUUCUCUAAACUGAAGGAUAUUGAGAGCCUUGAUCUUUCUUAUAACAUGUUGCGGGGAAGCAUUCCUCAACAGCUUACCAGCCUUACUUCUCUUGCUGUGUUCAACGUGUCUUACAACAAUUUAUCAGGGAUCGUUCCACAAGGAAAGCAGUUCAAUACCUUCAACGAGAAAAGCUACAUAGGCAAUCCUCUUCUUUGUGGACCACCAACUGAUAGAAGUUGUGAGACUACAAAGGAAGCAGGUAAUGGAGGAGAAGAAAGAGACGGUGAAGCUGCUAUUGACAGGCUGGUCUUUUAUUUUAGUACUGCUUCAACUUAUGUUGUCGCGUUGAUAUGCAUUCUAGUACUUAUGUGCUUUGAUU